UCGCUGAAAAUGUUUUCUAUUAAUUUCUUGUCAGCUUUAUUGUUGCACCAUCGUCAUUUAAAAACUUUCCUUUGUCGUUUUUUUCAUCACAAUCGAUUUUUUCAUGGUCGGUCGUGGUUCUGGUUUUUUUUAAAUACUUUUUUCUCGGCGCGGCACCCACAGGUCCGGUCUAGUCGUCUGUCAUCGAAAGAUCUUUAUGUCGUUGUCGUCUGUGGUUGCACCUUCCGCAAAGAAAUAAAUCUUCUGCAGGCUACGGGGUGUAGUUUUUGUGAAGUAGGUGUAAUCUUCUUCUUUAUCCCAGCUUUACUAGACCGUUCCUGUUUAUUUGUACGUUUUCAUAAAUUUUGGCAGCAAUUUUUUCGUUUUGGCCUGUUAGUGUGUAAUCAAAAAUUUUUUGUCUGCAAUUUUGACGGCGCGGUGAAGUGAGCCUUGUCUGUGUAAAAUCGCCUACAAUUUUUCCAGGAUUUUGAGUAGAGCUUUCAUGUUCUUAGCCAACAAGUGUUGAUGUGAAAGAACGGAGUAGUUGUACUAGCUUGAAAAGAAAAAUAAAAAUGAACGACUACAUGCGCCACCGUGCGGGUCAGCUGCACCCCAAUCCGCACGUGCACGCCAUGUGGUGGAGUAAACAGCUGUCGAAGCACAGAUUGAAAACCAAGACCCUGGCUUCUAUGCAUGGCAAAUUUGUCUGGGUCUGGAAGAUUGCCAGGUUUGUCAUGGACAUUUUGCAUGACCAAUGACACCUGUAAUGCGUGCCCUAGCAUCACAGACUCUUAGAGGGCUUCGCGAUGCUUAUUCCGCAUGAGAAAUGCCCUCCCCGCGUAGCACAGACUGGACGCCUCUUGCUAGUCAUGCAAUGCAGAUUUUUUUGGAAUUCAAAGACAGCAUCUUCACAAAUUACCACCUUCCAGACAUCCAGGGAUAUUUGCAUUUGAUAGCUUCCCCG
This is a messenger RNA of Amoebophrya sp. A120, 943 nucleotides long. The record is from the annotation of a GenBank genome assembly. Lineage: Eukaryota; Dinophyceae; Syndiniales; Amoebophryaceae.